Penicillium argentinense is the source of this 255-nucleotide messenger RNA. RefSeq lists its product as uncharacterized. The record is from RefSeq and is a predicted model, not a curated record. The coding region runs from base 1 to 255 and encodes 84 amino acids. The transcript has a single exon. NCBI's taxonomy places the organism in Eukaryota, Fungi, Ascomycota, Eurotiomycetes, Eurotiales, Aspergillaceae.
AUGACACACCACACCACUCCCAAGCAGGACCAGGACCUGCCAGGAACCAGUGGAAAUGCAAGAAAAACGCCGAGCUCCCAUAGGCCCUCUAUCGGUAGAGCAAUGCCCAAAUCUACCACGAUGGUCAUCCGCGCAGCUCGUCCCAAGAAGGAGACGCUGCAGGAGGCCCCUCCUUCGGAACGCGAAAGUGGGACCCUGGCAGAUGCGUGGAGGGACCGGCUGCGUCUGCUCUGGCUCUACUCUGCUCCAGAUUAG